AUGAGUACAUUCGCAGCCACGGCAUUCCGCCGCACCGCACAAGCAAGCCGAGCACCUUCCUGGCAAGCUCGUGCUGCCAGAUUCACCAAGCAACAAGUCCGUUCAAUUGGCGACCAUGGCACCAAGCCGCCGCUUCCUCCAGGCACUCCUCAGCCUUCGAGAGUCGUCGCACCCAAGACGCGCCUCGCCGUCGGUGUCGUCUUUGUCGGUGCACUGAUCUACUCAAUGGCCACUGGAGAUGUAGAGCACACCGAGCCGCCAUCCAUUGCAGAGCGCGAUAGUCUCAGUAAGCGCGAAUCCGGCGUCACCCAGACGUCCCCCAUGCGUCUGAGAAUGGAACAAUUCAUAAAAACAAAGCAGGAGGAGAUCGUCCGCGAGCUUGAGAAGGUCGACGGCACCCGCUUCAAAGUCGACAAGUGGGACCGCCCCAAUGGCGGCGGCGGCAUCACCUGCGUUCUUCAAGACGGCAAUGUCUUUGAGAAAGGCGGCGUCAACACCAGCAUCGUCUACGGCACCCUGCCGCGCGCUGCCAUCAGCAAGAUGAGGGUCAACCACAAGGCUUUGGAUCCGGAUGUCGAGAGCUUGGAAUUCUUUGCUGCCGGUUUGAGUAUGGUCCUGCAUCCCAGCAACCCCAUGGCUCCUACCGUGCACCUGAACUAUCGCUACUUUGAAACUGCAAAUGCCGACGGCACCCCCAAUGCUUGGUGGUUCGGCGGCGGCACUGAUCUUACCCCUUCGUACUUGUUCGACGAAGAUGUCAUUCACUUCCACCGCACAAUCAAAGAUGCCUGUGAUGCUCAUGACAAGACCUACUAUGCUCGUUUCAAGGAGUGGUGCGACAAGUACUUUUAUGUUUCGCACCGUGGAGAGACACGUGGUGUCGGUGGCAUCUUCUUCGAUGACCUCGACGAGACUGAGAAGGACCAAGAGGCUCUCUUCUCCUUCUCUCAGUCAUGUCUCAAUGCUUUCCUGCCCUCAUACAUCCCCAUCAUCGAGAAGAGAAAGACUAUGCCCUUCACUGAAAAGGAGAAGGCAUGGCAACAAUUACGCAGAGGCCGCUACGUCGAAUUCAAUUUGGUGCACGACCGCGGCACCAGCUUUGGUCUCAACACCCCUGGCUCCAGAGUUGAGAGUAUCUUGAUGAGCUUGCCAUUGACUGCUCGCUGGCAAUACAUGCACGCACCCGAGAAGGGCUCGAGGGAAGAGCGCAUGCUGAGCGUCCUCAAGGAGCCCAAGGAGUGGGUAUAG
This is a messenger RNA of Aureobasidium melanogenum CBS 110374, 1248 nucleotides long. Its product is annotated as coproporphyrinogen III oxidase. Gene Ontology annotation, cellular component: mitochondrial intermembrane space; cytoplasm. The transcript has 2 exons. The record is from RefSeq and is a predicted model, not a curated record. Lineage: Eukaryota; Fungi; Ascomycota; Dothideomycetes; Dothideales; Saccotheciaceae. Gene Ontology annotation, molecular function: coproporphyrinogen oxidase activity. Bases 1 to 1248 code for a protein of 415 amino acids.